AUGCACACCCUUUCGAGACUGAGAUGCCUUUCUCUAUUACAGAACUACAAAUCAUCAUUUUCCACAAACCAUAUCAUACAAAUUCACUCUCAAAUCAUCUCCAAUGGCCUAACUCAAUCACCCUCCAUUGUUGCCCAACUUGUCGAACGUUACUGUGCAUCAUCAUUGUCAUCAUCAUCAGCUCCACAUGCCAACAAUUACGCUCCUCUCAUUGUUUCCCAAUUUUACAGUGACGAUCAUAAAUCCAAUCCAUAUCUCUUAAAUGUUUUGAUUCGAUGCGCUCCUCCAACCGACUCAAUUCUUGUUUUUGCCAAUUGGGUAUCUAAAGCGACGCUAAAGUUCGACGAUUUCACUUACAUUUUUGUUCUCGGAGCUUGCGCUCGACGUGUUAAAGCGCUAUGGGAAGGGCUCCAGAUACACUGCCGAGUAAUCAAACAUGGGGUUCUCUCAAACGUCAAGUUGCAAACUACUUUGAUUCAUUUUUACGUGAACCACAACGCAUUUGCGUUUGCAGAGAAGGUGUUCGACGAAAUGCGUGUGAGAACUUCCGCUACAUGGAAUUCACUAAUAGCAGGUUAUUGUUCUCAGAUACAACACGCCCGAGAUGGAUUGCUGUUGUUUAUCUGCAUGUUAAGAGGUGAUUAUGGAGUAAAACCUAACGACACCACCAUUGUUUGUGUUCUUUCAGCUGUUUCACGACUUGGUUCUUUAGAAACAGGCGUUUCAAUCCAUGGAUACAUCAUAAAAACAACACCCAACAUUGAAAGCGAUGUUUACAUAGGAACAUCUCUUGUUGACAUGUACGCAAAGUGUGGGUGUUUGGAUACAGCUUUAACCUUAUUCCACAAAAUGUCUUAUAAGAAUGUUCUCACUUAUACAUCCAUGGUGUCUGGAUUAGCUAUUCAUGGGAAAGGAAAACAAGCAUUGAAGCUUUUCACUAACAUGACAGAAUCGGGUAUUUUACCUAAUUCAGUCACCUUCACAAGCUUAUUAUUCGCUUGUGCACAAUCAGGGCUUUUGAAUGAAGGUGUUUCUUUAUUUCAAAUUAUGAAAGAAAAGUUUCAUAUUUUGCCUCUUCCACAUCAUUAUGGUUGUAUAGUUGAUCUUCUUGGGAGAAUUGGGCAUUUAGGUGAAGCGUAUGAGUUUAUUAUGAGUGAAAAUGUUGAAGAUGAUGUGGUUUUGUGGAGGAGUUUGAUGCAUUCUUGUAGAGUACAUAAUGAUAUUGUGAUGGGUGAGAAAGUGGCUAAGAUUGUUAUGAAUCUUGAAAAUUAUGAAAAAAGUGAAGAUUUUGUUGCUUUGUCGAAUAUUUGUGCUUCUGUGGGAAGGUGGGAAGAUGUGGAAGUCGUGAGAGAGAUGAUGAGUGAAAAAGGGAUAGAGAUUAAUCCUGCUAUUAGUACCGUUUUCGCUUAG
Messenger RNA from Lactuca saligna, 1410 nucleotides. The record is from the annotation of a GenBank genome assembly. Lineage: Eukaryota; Viridiplantae; Streptophyta; Magnoliopsida; Asterales; Asteraceae.